This is a messenger RNA of Ceratina calcarata, 704 nucleotides long. RefSeq lists its product as uncharacterized. NCBI's taxonomy places the organism in Eukaryota, Metazoa, Arthropoda, Insecta, Hymenoptera, Apidae. Bases 1 to 681 code for a protein of 226 amino acids. The transcript is spliced from 3 exons. The record is from RefSeq and is a predicted model, not a curated record.
AUGAUCUACUCCUCACCCGGGAAACGUAGGCAGGAGCCGAUAACGUCUACGAGUGCAACUGGCCGAAAAACUUAUUCUCUGGAUGUUGCGCAGGGACAGGACUCCUCGGUGGCAUCAGGGAGUCGGCAAGUUCUAAGCGAUCCGCACCCGGAAUCCAGAUCAGAGUCGGCCGUGACAAAAUUAUGUAGCCGAGUAGCUAGUAUAACGGCUGCUUUCGCCGGCGUGGCGCGCUUUAAACCUAUCCUGGACCGGGAAGGAGAUUACCUGCUGACCCUCGCGUUCCUCUGUAUCGGACUAGCAACGUCAGAUUUAUCGCCAUAUAAACCGAGGGGAUGGCGUCCUAAUGGUCGACGCUUUAAUCCCGCCAACAAUCGAUUGCAUGCGUAUUACGGGCCCCCCGGAUUACCAGCCUAUGAACCGCCGUACUCGACGAGCCAGCCCCCAAUUUUCACCACCGCUGCGGCCGCCACCGACCCGCCGGCAACGACAACGACGAGCACCACAACGACCCCGCGAACCAGAGAGCCGACGACGACGACGACGACCCCUGACACCAGUAACCCCGAGGAGGAUUUCGAAUCAAACCCGGCACUAGCGAUCGCCAACUCGUUCGCGUUCAAUCGGCCUGUUUACAUUUACAACACCUUCCCUUUCUUACCUGGACAAGUUCUUGUUAGAUGAAUAAAUCAUAAUUCCUAAAUUAU